This is a messenger RNA of Paramecium pentaurelia, 2351 nucleotides long. The record is from the annotation of a GenBank genome assembly. Lineage: Eukaryota; Ciliophora; Oligohymenophorea; Peniculida; Parameciidae.
AUGCCACCCAAAAGAUAACAUCAUAAAACUUAGUCCUCAGAAAUAUCACCUUUGGCUCUAAUGAGUUAUCUCUCAAAUAGAGAAUAAAUUUAAGCAAGAUUCUCUAAUUCACCUACAUUAUAAAUGGAUUUUAAAGUAAUAUAAUUAAUUCAUUUCAGGCUAACAAAUAAAUUAUUCAUUAAUAAAGUCCAUUGCUAAAAUAGAAUGGUUCUUAAAGUAAUUUGAGAAUUACAUAAUAAUAGUAUUAAUUUAUUAAAUAAUCUGAGGUAAACAUAAAGAAAAAUAUAAUAAUCAGAUUUGCUCAAAUCAAAAGAUUUCAUGUCUCCGAAAUUUGUUAGUCAAGAAAAAAAGUUAAUACCCUAAAAAACUGUUAUCAGAUAAGGAGGAAAUCAUAUCAAAACUCAACCCCAUUCUCAUUAAAACUCCUAAUCAUAAACCACAAAAAUUGAUAAAAUAUAAGACGAUUACAAAUAAUUAUCUCUCAUCUCCUCUGCAUUACCAAAAUCAUCUGAAAUUAUUUUGACCUAACCUUAAUCUGCUACUAAUAAAACAGAACUCACAUUAAAAUAGAAAGCUGAUUUAGCUAUUUAAGAAAUGAAAUAAAAACAAUAAGAAGAAUUGUUAUAAAGAAUAAAUUUUUAAAAAUCUUUAGGAGUUUCUAGUGCUAAACAUUAAUCAUAACUGUUUUUAUAAUAAAACUCAUAUAAAUCAAGUAGCACAAAACAAUUAGAAAGUUAAAAAUUAAAAACUCAUUCAGCUUCUUAACCAAUUAUUGAGUUUACUCCAAAUAAACCAAUUACAACUAGGUAAGGAAUUUAAUUAUUUAAUAGAAUGUAAUUAUAAGAUACAAUAAAUCUUAUAUUAUUAUGCAAAUCUCUUAAAGAGAAAAUAACUAUAGAUGUUUAAUAAAAUUCUAUACAAUUUUUGGUUGAUUUAGUUAAACAAAUAAUUUCUAAAAACUUUGGAACAACAUUACCAACAGUUAUUGGAAUUAUUACUUGUAAUAUUUCAAUACCUGUUGAUUAUAUCUUAUCUAAAGUAGAUAGACCUCUAUCUCUAUUAAGUUCUAGCCAUCUCUAACCAUUAAUUAUUGAACCAGUAUUUGCAUUAGAAAAUGAAAUAAAAACUCCCAGACUCAGUUUAAAAGAUUUUGAAUUUAUAAGAUGUAUAGGAAUGGGAGGAUUCUCUAAAGUUUAUAUGGUAAGAGAAAGAAAAUCAGGAUAAUAUUAUGCAAUGAAAUUAAUAGAAAAGAGUCCCAUAAUCUAAUAAAAUAAAUAAAGUAUUAUAUAAAAUGAGAGAGAUAUUAUGUCUAUACUUAAUCAUCCUUUUAUUGUAAAAAUGCAAUAUGCUUUUGAAUCUAGAAAAUAUUUAGUUUUUGUUUUAGAAUAUUGUUCUGGAGGAGAAUUAUUUUAUCUUUUGAGAAAAGUAUAAUUCAUUAAAUAUACAUUUAGGUUAAAAGAAUGAAGGAAGAGGAAGCAUUUUUUUACUUUUCAGAAAUUUGUUUAGGCAUGAAAAACCUACAUGAAAAUAAUAUUAUUUAUAGAGAUAUUAAACCAGAAAAUAUAUUAAUUGAUUUUGAUGGUCAUGUCAGAAUAGCUGAUUUUGGUUUAUCAAAGCCUAAUAUGACAGAAUAAGAUGUUGGAUAUUCAUUUUGUGGAUCCCCUGAAUAUAUGGCACCUGAAAUGUUAUUAAAAUCUGGACACACAUUUCAAUUAGAUUUGUAUUGUUUAGGAGCAUUGCUGUAUGAACUUGUUACUGGUUUACCUCCUUAUUAUUCGAGAAAUACAGAGGAGAUAUACACUAGAAUACUUAAUUAGAAGUUAAAUUUUCCUCCUUAAUUAUAAAUGUCCCCUUAAAUUAAAGAUUUAUUGAAUAAUUUAUUAGCUAAAAAUCCAAAAAAUAGAAUCGAUUCUAUUGAUACUUUAUUAAAACAUCCAUGGAUGAUCUAAUGGGGUGAUAAAAAUUUAUAUAAAGAUAUUUUAUAAAAAAAGAUUGAACCCCCUUUUAAACCAGAUCAUUAUUCGUUUAAUUUCGAUGAAUAAGAAUUUGGCCAAGGUGAGGCAGAAUUCUUAGCAUUUAUAAAACCUCUUUAGUAAAAUAUCUCUGAAAAUUUUCCUAAAGAAAUUAUAUUAAAACAAUUUUAUUAUAAUAAUAAUGAAGCUAAUUUUUAGGAAAGCACUGGUGGUACUAGAAAUAAUUAAAUGGAAUAUUAAUCUAUAUAAAAGUAAAAAAGUAAGAAAUUUAAUACAUUUGAGAGUGAAAAUUAAAUGAAUCAAUAAGAUUAAAAAAUUUAUAUUUUAAAUUAAAUGAAAACUCAAACAGAUCACGAUUAAAAGAGAAAGUCAGCGUGA